Vicia faba (fava bean) is the source of this 2163-nucleotide messenger RNA. The record is from the annotation of a GenBank genome assembly. Lineage: Eukaryota; Viridiplantae; Streptophyta; Magnoliopsida; Fabales; Fabaceae.
AUGAAGUUAUUUCUCUUAAUCUUCUUCCUUCUUUGCUUUCAUUUUCUCUUCAGCUUCACACUUUCUCUCUCCUCCGAUGGUCUAGCACUUCUCUCUCUAAAAUCCGCCGUUGAUCAAUCCAGCGACGGCGCAUUCUUUGACUGGAACGGCGGCGAUUCUUACCCCUGCGGCUGGUCGGGAAUUUCCUGUGCGAAUAUCUCUGGUAUUCCGGAGCCACGUGUCGUCGGAAUUGCUCUCGCCGGGAAGUCUCUCCGUGGUUAUCUUCCUUCGGAGCUUGGUACGCUUCGGUAUCUUCGCCGUCUUAAUCUUCAUGAUAAUGAAUUCUAUGGUGUUGUUCCAAUGCAGCUGUUUAAUGCUACUGCACUUCAUAGUAUUUUUCUUCACCGGAAUAAUCUUUCCGGUCCGUUUCCGGCUUCCGUUUGUGCCAUUCCACGUCUGCAGAACCUUGACCUAUCUGUUAAUUCAUUAUCCGGCAAAAUUCCUGAUGAUGUUAAGAAAUGUAAGAAUCUUCAGAGGCUUAUUCUAGCGAGGAACAAGUUCACCGGAGAGAUUCCAACCGGCGUGUGGUCGGAACUUGAUAAGCUCAUCCAACUCGACCUCUCCGCGAAUGAUUUCAAAGGUUCGAUCCCGGACGACAUAGGCGACCUUGUUUCCCUAUCCGGCACUCUAAACCUUUCAUUCAACCACUUUUCCGGCCGAAUUCCGGGCUCACUUGGGAAAUUACCCGCCACCGUGAACUUCGACCUACGAAACAAUAAUCUAAUGGGCGAGAUUCCACAAACGGGAACAUUUUCGAACCAGGGCCCAACUGCAUUCCUUGGUAACACAAACCUGUGCGGACUUCCACUAAGAAAAUCUUGCACAGGUUCUGGCUCGUCUUCUCACAAAGACGAGUCAGGUAACGGUUCGAAAGGGUUGAGCCCUGGUUUGAUUAUUUUGAUCUCAGCAGCUGAUGUUGUUGGGGUCGCACUUGUUGGAUUAUUGAUUGUUUAUGUUUACUGGAAGAAGAAAGAUGAUGAAAAUGCAUGUAGUUGCAUAAGGAAAAGAAGGUUUGGUGAUGAGAAUGAGAGUGAGAAAGGGAAUGCUUGUACUUUGCUUCCAUGUAUGAAUGGUUUGAAGAAUGAAGAAGGUAAUGAUGAGAGUGAAAUGGAGGGAGAUGGAGGGAAAGGAGAAGGUGAAUUGGUGACAAUUGAUAAAGGUUUUAGGAUUGAGCUUGAUGAGCUUUUGAAGGCAUCAGCAUAUGUGUUGGGGAAGAGUGCAUUAGGGAUUGUGUAUAAGGUGGUGCUUGGAAAUGGGGUUCCGGUCGCCGUGAGGAGAUUAGGGGAAGGUGGAGAAGAGAGGUAUAAGGAGUUUGUGACAGAGGUGCAAGCCAUUGGGAAGGUGAAGCAUCCUAAUAUUGUGAGGUUGAGAGCUUACUAUUGGGCUCAUGAUGAAAAGCUUCUCAUUAGUGAUUUCAUCUCUAAUGGCAAUUUGGCAAAUGCACUUCGAGGUAGAAAUGGCCAACCAUCUUCAAACCUUUCAUGGUCAACAAGGUUAAGAAUUUCAAAAGGAAUAGCUAGAGGUUUAUCCUAUCUUCAUGAAUUUAGUCCUAGAAAAUUUGUCCAUGGUGACAUAAAACUCACAAACAUCCUACUCGACAACGACUUACAACCCUACAUUUCCGAUUUCGGUCUCAACCGACUAAUCAGCAUCACAGGAAACAACCCUUCUAUUGGCGGAUUCAUGGGCGGAGCACUACCUUACAUGAUGAAAACAUCACAGAAAACGAAUAACAGGUUGUCAUUAGACAACAGUCGUAGUAACAAUUACAAAGCUCCCGAGGCUCGUGUGCCCGGCUGUAGACCAACACAGAAAUGGGAUGUUUAUUCAUUAGGCGUCAUUUUGCUUGAGUUGUUAACUGGGAAAUCUACGGAAUCUUCUCCAACGUCCGCGUCUUCAUCGGCUUCUGUUGAAGUUUCUGAUUUGGUAAGAUGGGUGAGAAAUGGAUUUGAUCAAGAAAGUCCAUUAUCUGAAAUGGUUGAUCCAUCUCUGUUACAAGAAGUUCGCGCGAAGAAAGAGGUUUUGGCUGUGUUUCAUGUUGCACUUGCUUGUACUGAAGGUGAUCCUGAAGUUAGGCCUAGAAUGAAAACUGUGUCUGAAAAUCUUGAAAGAAUUGGAAGGUAA